UCCUGAAGGCUGGGGCUACAGGUUGGAUGCAUGGGAAUGGGUGGCAUAGAGGUGAUGGCCAUUCCGACUGGCAGCGGGCAGGCGAGGGCCACAAGGAAGCCAGGGGCGGAGGGAGUGACCAAAAGUCGCUGGGCUCCCUCUGGGUUGUAAGGCUUCCCGGUCUCCCUGCCUGCCCUGGGGCUGAGGGUGGUGUUCGUGCCCUGCCUGGCAUCUCUCACUGCACAGCACAUGGGAUCUGGUGUUGGCAUCUGGCUGGGAUUCCCUUGUUACCAAAUCUUGAGCCUCAUUUCUUUAAAACUUUGGAGUGCUAGGCACGGUUGCUCACACCUGCAAUCCCAGCACUUUAGGAGGCUGAGGCAGGUGGAUCGCCUGAGCUCAGGAGUUCGUGACCAGCCUAGUCAACAUGGUGAAACCCCGUCUCUACUAAAAAUACAAAAAUUAGCUGGGUGUGGUGGCAGGUGCCUCUAGUCCCAGCUACUCGGGAGGCUGAGGCAGGAGAAUCCUUGAACCCAGGAGGCGAGGUUGCAGUGAGCUGAGAUCAGGCUGCUGCAUUCCAGCCUGGGUGACAGAGCGAGACUCUGUCUCAAAAAAAGAAAAAACAAAACCAAAAAACUUCGGAGUUUCUGGCCAGGUGCAGUGGCUCAUGACUGUAAUUCCAGCACUUCAGGAGGUUGAGGCAGGCGGAUCACUUGAGGUCAGGAGUUUGAGACCAGCCUGGCCAACAUGGCAAAACCUGGUCUCUACUAAAAAUACAAAAAUUAGCCAGGCACGCUUGUAAUCCCAGCUAUUCAGAAGUCUGAGGCAGGAGAAUCCCUUGAACCUGGGAGGUGGAGGUUGCAGUGAGUUGAGAUGGUGCCACUGCACUGCAGCCUGGGUGAUAGAUCAAGACUGUGUCUCAAAAAUGAACAAACAGGCCGGGCGCGGUGGCUCAAGCCUGUAAUCCCAGCACUUUGGGAGGCCGAGGCGGGCGGAUCACGAGGUCAGGAGAUCGAGACCAUCCUGGCUAACACGGUGAAACCCCGUCUCUACUAAAAAUACAAAAAAUUAGCCGGGUGUGUUGGCGGGCACCUGUAGUCCCAGCUACUCGGGAGGCUGAGGCAGGAGAAUGGCGUGAACCCGGGAGGCGGAGCUUGCAGUGAGCCGAGAUCGCGCCACUGCACUCCAGCCUGGGGCACAGAGCAAGACUCCGUCUCAAAAAAAAAAAAAAAAAAAAAAAAAUGAACAAACAAAACCAACAAAAACUUUGGGUUUUUUUAUCCGUAUAUCAUUCCAAUCUUUUGGAUUUAUCUCUGGAAUAACUGCAAGAGACCAAGCAUUAAGUUGAUGACUUCUGUAUGCCAAGUCCUGUUCUGAGCAUUUAUUAUCUUAAUGAUCAAGGACUCUAUGAAGUUGAUACUACUAUGAUUAUUAUUAUGACUAUUGUUAUUUUUAGAGACAGGGUCUUAGUCUGUCACCCAGGCUGGAGUGCAGUGGCAUGAUCAUAGCUUGCUGUAACCUUGAACUCCUGGGUUCAAGCGAUCCUCCUGCCUCAGCCUCCGAGUAGCUAGGAAUACAGAUGUGUGCUACCAUGCCCAGCUAAUUUUUAUUUUAUUUUUGUAGAGAUGGGGUUUCACUAUGUUGCCCAGGCUGGUCUUGAACUCCUGGGCUCAAGCAGUCCUCCUGCUUCAGUUUCCCAAAUUGCUGGGAUUGUAGGCACGAGCCACCACAGCCAGCCCAAGGUUGAUACUACUGUUUUUUGUUUUUUGUUUUUUCUGAGUAGCUGUUGGACCCACAGCUAGAUCUUCUUAUUUGGCAGAUUAAUAACAUACAGGCAUUACUGGAUCACAAAAUCAUUUUAAAAAUAUUUUGAUAGCUAUUCAAUACUUGUUUCCUCUCUUAUGAAUUUUUUUGUUUUUUAAACAAAGUCUCCCUCUGUCAUCCAGGCUGUAGUACAGUGGCGUGACCUCGGCUCACUGCACUCUCCACCGCUCAGGUUCAAGUGAUUCUCCUGCCUCAGCCUCCAAGUAGCUGGGAUUAUAGGCACCCACCACCAUGCCUGGCUAAUUUUUGUAUUUUUAGUAGAGACUGAGAUUUUGCUAGGCUGGUCUCGAACUCCUGCCCUCAGGUGAUCCACCCACCUCAGCCAACCAAAGUGCUGGGAUUACAGGCAUGAGCCACUGCAUCCAGCCAAUACUACUACUAUUCCCAUUUUACAGAUGAGCACAUGGGCAAAUUGAGGGUAAUUCACUGACCCAUGAUCAGACAGCUGAGAAGUGGCAAAGGCAGGAUUUGAACCCAGAACCUCUGGCUCCACGCACUAGUAAUCUAAACUGCUCUCUCUACAAUACAACGUACAUGGUAAAGACGUGUAGUGGGCACGCAAUCAACGUAGGUCCCUUCACAGUUGCUGGGAGAGGCAGGAAUUCACAGUUCCUCCGCGUUCUCCUCCGCUGCCCACCUGUCCUGGAUCACUCCUGCAGCCCUGCCCUGCCCUGCCUGGUCUCACCCUCCCUCUGCCAACAGAAGUCUGGGCAGGGUUUUAUGGGCUCUGAUAAGGCCCUGGCAGGGCCAAAGUUCAUGAGCCCUUCCUCUUUGCAGGAGGGCCUAGGGGAGGGGACCCAGGUGAUUUGGGUCCUGGCUGGUCACCAGGGAAGCUGGCAAGGGAAGUGAGACUAGGGUGCGCUCUAGGAGAAGCCGACAGCCUGAGAGUCCCAGAAGAGGAGCCCUGUGGACCCUCCCCUGCCAGCCACGCCCUUACCCUGGGUAUAAGAGCCACCACCGCCUGCCAUCUGCCACCAUCUCCCACUCCUGCAGCUCUUCUCACAGGACCAGCCACUAGCACAGCCCCGAGCGAUGGCCUAUGUCCCCGCACCGGGCUACCAGCCCACCUACAACCCGACGCUGCCUUACUACAAGCCCAUCCCGGGUGGGCUCAACGUGGGAAUGUCUGUUUACAUCCAAGGAGUGGCCAGCGAGCACAUGAAUCGGUUCUUCGUGAACUUUGUAGUGGGGCAGGACCCGGGCUCAGACAUCGCCUUUCACUUCAAUCCGCGGUUUGACGGCUGGGACAAGGUGGUCUUCAACACGUUGCAGGGUGGGAAGUGGGGCAGCGAGGAGAGGAAGAGGAGCAUGCCCUUCAAAAAGGGCGCCGCCUUCGAGCUGGUCUUCAUAGUCCUGGCUGAGCACUACAAGGUGGUGGUAAAUGGAAAUCCCUUCUAUGAGUACGGGCACCGGCUUCCCCUACAGAUGGUCACCCACCUGCAGGUGGAUGGGGAUCUGCAACUUCAAUCAAUCAACUUCAUCGGAGGCCAGCCCACCCAGCGCCAGGGACCCCCGAUGAUGCCACCUUACCCUGGUCCCGGACAUUGCCAUCAACAGCUGAGCAGCCUGCCCACCAUGGAAGGACCCCCAACCUUCAACCCGCCUGUGCCAUAUUUCGGGAGGCUGCAAGGAGGGCUCACAGCUCGAAGAACCAUCAUCAUCAAGGGCUAUGUGCCCCCCACAGGCAAGAGCUUUGCCAUCAACUUCAAAGUCAGCUCCUCAGGGGACAUAGCUCUGCACAUUAAUCCCCGCAUGGGCGACGGUACCGUGGUCCGGAACAGCCUUCUGAAUGGCUCGUGGGGAUCCGAGGAGAGGAAGAUCACCCACAACCCAUUUGGUCCCGGACAGUUCUUUGAUCUGUCCAUUCGCUGUGGCUUGGAUCGCUUCAAGGUUUACGCCAAUGGCCAGCACCUCUUUGACUUCGCCCAUCGCCUCUCGGCCUUCCAGAGGGUGGACACAGUGGAAAUCCAGGGUGAUGUCACCUUGUCCUAUGUCCAGAUCUAAUCUAUUCCUGGGGCCAUAACUCAUGGGAAAACAGAAUGAUCCCCUAGGACUCCUUUCUAAGCCCCUAAUAAAAUGUCUGAGGGCAUCUCAUGAGUGUGUGUCUCCAUCUGCUUCCCCGCUACUCUUCCCUUCCUUGGUUCAGUCCUGCACUUCAUCUAUCCCUCAUUCUUCCAGUCAUCUGACCAUCCAUCCUCCCAUCAUCAUAAACCUGAUUAUGCCCCAAGCACUGAUUUAGGGCUCAUUCACUUCUCACAGCAACCCCAAGAGGUAGAAACAAUUAUUACCAUCCUUCUGUAACAGAUGAGGAAACAAAGGAAAAUAAAACAAAUUGCCCAAAUUACACAGUGCAUAAAAGGCAGAAGGAGGAUUCAAAUCCAGCUUGGCUCCCAAAGAUCCGCACACUUAACCACUAUACAACCUGUCGUUCCAUCUAUCCAUGCAUCCAUCUCUCCACUCAUGUAUCCCAAUAUCCAUCAAUCUCUCCAUGUAUCCAACCAAAAGUCCAUCCAACCAUCCAUCAACCAAACAUCCAACCAUCUAGACCUCAUCAAUCCAUCCAUUGAGCUGAUUGUUCAACCAUCCUUUCAUCCAACCCUUUAUCCAUCUACCCAUCCGUUUACCUCUGCACCCAUCAUCUCAUCGUCAAUCUCUCCAAACAUCCAAUCAACCAUAUGUUCACCCAUUCAUCCAAACAUGCAACUGUUCAUCUACUCACCAGUCUGUCUAGCUCUAUCCAGCUGUUUGUCCAUCCAUUCUUUCAUUCAACCUUUUAUCCAUCACCCAUGCAUCUGACCAUCCAUCAUCUUCUCCAUCCAUCCAAACAUCUAACCAUAUACCAGUCUAUCUGUCUAUUCAUUCAGCCAUCCUUACAAAGUCUAACUUUCGUCCAUCCAUUCAUUUCUUCAUCCCUCCAUUUGUCCAUGUAAUUCUCUGCUUUCCAUCACACUCAUCCAUUUGUCCUCCAUAUGCCCAUUCAUCCCUCCAUUCAGCAAUUCAUCACUUUUCCGUCUCUUUCUAUCCAAUUAUCCAUUCAUCUCUUCAUUAUCUAUUUUUUUCCAACCCUUUUCCAACUCAAGCUGGAAAGUUAUCCAUUCAUUUAUCUUUUCAUCUCUCCAUCUGUCCACCCAACCAUGCUGUCAUCAAAUCACUCUUUUGCUGAUUUCAUCAUUCAUUGAUUUCUUGUUUUUAUUUUUGUUUAUUUAUUUUUUUGAGACAGAGUUUUGCUCUUGUCACCCAGGCUGGAGUGCAAUGGUGCGGUCUCAGGUCACUGCAACCUCCACCUCCCCAGUUCAAGCAAUUCUCCUGCCUCAGCCUCCCAAGUAGCUGGAAUUAUAAGCACCCGCCACACACCCAGCUAAUUUUUGUAUUUUUAGUAGAGACAGGGUUUUGCCAUGUUGGCCAGGCUGGUCUUGAACUCCUGACCUCAGGUGGUGCACCUGCCUCCACCU
Molecule: messenger RNA, 5252 nt
Organism: Symphalangus syndactylus (siamang)
Lineage: Eukaryota; Metazoa; Chordata; Mammalia; Primates; Hylobatidae
Gene: LGALS4
Product: galectin 4
Molecular function (GO): carbohydrate binding
Source: RefSeq, a predicted model, not a curated record